Messenger RNA from Aureobasidium musti, 798 nucleotides. The record is from the annotation of a GenBank genome assembly. NCBI's taxonomy places the organism in Eukaryota, Fungi, Ascomycota, Dothideomycetes, Dothideales, Saccotheciaceae.
AUGCCUCCCAACUCAAGAUCCACAAACACAAACUCUCGAAAGUUGAAGAUUCUCAUGUUGCACGCAAAAACCCAACGCAUCANNAAAAAACUACUCGAGAAAUCUCUCGCCAGUCUUCCCAUCAAGACUGAUCCUGCCAUCAAUGGCAUCGACCUUUACUAUCCUACUGGUCCUUUCAAAGUCUCUUCUGCAGACCUCAAUGGCGCAGAGGUGAGAGACGACGCCAAUGGCUGGUGGAAACUGCGAGACCGCGGUGAAGCUCAAGAAGGCGUGGAAACAGGACUAAACUCCGUGUCAACAGUGCUCAAAGAACACGGACCCAUGGAUGGAGUGAUGGGGUUCAGUCAAGGAGCCGCUCUAGCUGCCAUGGUUGUUUCUCUACUCGAACCUUCCCGCGAAACCGCAUUUGCUAAAGUCGCAGAUGGUGUCAAGUUUCCAGACUCGUUCAAGGGGUUGCAACAUCCACAACUCAGGUUUGGUGUUUGCUUUUCGGGAUUGAGGAAUAAGCAUGAGAAGUAUACUGCGUUUUACGAGCCGAAGAUUCAGACACCUGUGUUGCAUGUUUUGGGCAGUAUGGAUACCAUCGUGGAGGAAAGCGAGUCGUUGGCACUUGCGGAAAGAUGUGAAGAUGGUGGGAAGGGGAUGGUUAUCAGACAUGCUGGUACGCAUACUGUGCCAACGAGUGAUAGGGAUAUUGCCGCUGUGAUACAGUUCAUCCGCAACGCGUUUCCUGUUGCGGAUGCAGCUGCAAAGAAAGACGAGGAGGAAGACGUUUUGGACAUGGACAUGCCUUUCUAG